Molecule: messenger RNA, 8817 nt
Organism: Gallus gallus (chicken)
Lineage: Eukaryota; Metazoa; Chordata; Aves; Galliformes; Phasianidae
Gene: OCSTAMP
Product: osteoclast stimulatory transmembrane protein
Exons: 3
Coding region: 2588-3964 (458 amino acids)
Cellular component (GO): membrane
Source: RefSeq, a predicted model, not a curated record
GCCCCCACGGAUGGUGACUCCCCCGCCCCCUGGGCAGCCUGUGCCGAUGCAUCACCACUCUUUCAGGGAAGCAAUUCCAACGCGAUGCACUAAUUUCAGUACUGAAAACAUCCCAUUUCUCCUCCACUUCUGUUUCCCGUAACAAGUCACCCAUCCGCCGCCACCCAUCGUUCAUGCGCUCAGAUGCACGCAGACAGAAGCAGCGGAGCAGUCCGACCGCCAGAUGUCACAGUUGCUUCGCAGAGAUGCCGGAUCCUGCCUCGUCCUGCGCCCAGCCUGCGGGUAAACGCACGUACUCCGUCACUCGCAUAUAUCUUUGUUUUAUCUGUUUGUUCGGUUGGUUUUGUCUUGUUCUUAUACAAAGCAAACCUGUUCACUGCGUGCUGGGAAGUACCAGGCAGUGAAAAUGGCUCACUGACAAACCAUCAGCGCAGGGCGUGUAUCCUUUUACCCCCACCCACGUAGUCCAGCAUAUAGGGAAUGCUGUGGAGCCUUGGGAGGUUUCCAGCCAGGUUUGGCCGUACCUACAACCCCUCGGCGCUGCCCAGAACCACCGCUCGGAUGCAGCAUCCCCACAGCCUGCAGCUCCCCUCCGCAGCACACUCAGAGGACACAUUGCUCUGCUCCUCGUGCUUCUUAAUCAUCCGUCUAUUUACUUCUUGUCUUGGUGGUCUCUGGUUUCUUUUUUGGUUCUAAAUGGUCUAUUGAUAAUUUCCUCCUGCUCCAGUAAGCUACCUGCUCACCCUGGAAGGGGUCCCAAGUGCUAUCAUCAGCUAGCUCUGGGUUACAGUGGGAAAGACGAGUCUUGGGGCAGCCACUAUGAACCUGAUGAGUUUUGCCUUUUGCCACACUCCUUUAUAAACUGCAAAGUGAUAUCACCCCCUAAGUCAUGGCCAGUGCAAGCAAUUGCUGCUGAUGCUCUGAACUAAAGCACUUUCCCUGGUGCCUGCCUCUUGACAGGACAAGGGAAGAUGGUUUCAAACUACAAGAGGUGAGACUGAGAUUGGAUAUAAGAAAAAGUUCUUCACCAUAAGAGCAGUGAGGCACUGGUACAGGCUACCCAGAGAGGUGGUGGAUGCCAUGGAGACAUCCAAGGUCAGGUUGGAUAGGGCUCUGAGCUCCUGAUGGAGCUGCAGGUGUCCCCGUGCACUGCAGGGGGGUUUGACCAGAUGGCCUUUGAGAGUCCCUUCCAACUCAAACCAUUCUAUGCUUCUCUUGAAGGCUGAAGCCACUCAGAGUACCUCACUCAGCUCUCUGCCCAGGUCCCUGGGCGCUGUGAACGCCUCGGCUGUGCCAUGCAGGAAUGGAUGAGAGAACAGACAAAGAUAGGCUCACGCUCAGCAUUGCUCAUCCUCCAAUGGCCGCACCACUGUGGGGAACCGGCCACAUCCCUGGGGAAGGAGCUGUGUCCCAGCUGAGCCCCAGCCCUUCGCCCUCUCUCGCUGUAGGGAGCAUGGGAACUGGCUGGGAGCCCCAGGUUCCCACCGGCGGGAGGGCUGGAGGCAGCAGCAUCACUUGGGGAGGCCCCAGCACAGGUUUGGAGGAGCCAGGGAAGACUACGCGACCUUCCCUGUGCUCUGUGAGUGGAGGAAGGCAGGAUUUGUGCACAGUUCUUGUAGACGGUAUCUUGGUUUUUGUGGCUGGAGGAGGAGAUACAUCUUCCCCCCUCUAAUCUGGAAACAUGUCUUGGAGCAGCCAUCGUGGCUGUUCCUCCCGAGGUUUGGAGGCUGGAGCUUCGGGAACCCCAGGCUGCUGCAGGAUUCUUUGCAGUGGAUUUGUUGGCCAUAGGGAAUUGGGAAAGGUGCAGGUCUUCUUUUGCUAGGACCACAAGAUGCCCAGAUCCAGUUGUGCAUGGCCAUGGCCCCAGAAGAUGCUCAUCUACAGCUCCCACAUGAGGCUGCUGGUCCCAGCAAAAAGCUCAAAUCAGGCUUCUGCAAACUGCAAACCUUUUUGAGUUAGGUAGGAUGAAGAAGCCAGAUUCCACCAAGGAAGGGGUACAGAAGUGAGAGCUGUUGGGCAGUCACCCUUUAAGCACUGUGAGCCCAGCAUAUGCGUUCACGGUUUCAGCAGGGAGAUGCAGCCUGCCAGAACUGACCAACAGUGACCAGAGCAUUUGUUGGAGCCUUCCAGGCCCAGCAGUGCCUUUGGGGCAUGACUGAUGCCCACCAGAGGAAAACCUCCUUCUCUCUAAGUGCUCACCCUACUGCUAGGAUGAGACAGCUCAUUUCCCAAUUCAGGACGGUGACGCCCCAUCUCCCAUGUGAUCCUUGUUCCCCCCAGUCUUUCCAUAUAAUACUGACUCACUCCAUAUGGUGCUGACUCAUUUCUCCCAGCAACGUGUCAUCGCACCAAGCCUCUGCACCUUCAGCAAGACCCAAGGGAGUCUGACAGCAGGGUCGCUCCCGGGCUCCACAUACCAACUUUGUCUACUCACAACAGGAAUCUACAGCAUCUGUUGACCCAAAUUACCUUAUGAAGCCCAUUUUUUGAGUUCUGGCUGCCUGGUGCUGACAGCUUUGGUGUCUUCCUGUGGGUGUCCCAGCAGCUGCCUCCAGUAUCCUCAGUGGGAGUAACAGGGCACCGGAACAUGGGGAGCCUACGGACAGGACUGGGACACAUCUCGUUUUUCAGAGUGCGUGACAACGCCUAUUGUGAAGACUCCCUGUUCUCAAAGGUGCACAGGAUCAUGUCAGAGCAAUGGUCCAUAUACUCCAAACCAGUCCCAGCAGACAGCCGGGAGCUGUGGGCCCUAUUUCUGCAGUGCUCCUGCAUCACUGUGCUGCUCGGAGGCCUCUUCUACAACUGGCUCCUUGCAUCCCUGGAGUACCCCUGGCACGUCUCCGUCGCGAUGGCCGUCACCUUCAGCCUGCUCCUCCUCCUCGCCCUGUUCUUGGUGCACCCUGUGCGCUGUGCCUUCAGUAUCGCCAUGCCAACGCUGGGCACCAAGCAGGGCCGGAAGCUCCUCUUGUCGACCUGCAUCAUGAUAGUGGUGGUUAACAUCACCCCCAACAUCAUCAGCAACAUCAAGACCUUACUGAAGGUCAUCCUGUGCAUCUCCAAGAAUUCCUCUGAGAGCCUUUUGAACUCCACGGAUCUGCUGGGGAACACUUUCUGGAAGCUGGAGCAUGAAUUACAGAAUUACCUUAUUUGGAAGCCCAUGGAUGGACACAUUCAGUUCUCACUGGUGAAGAACAGCUCCUUGAUUAACCAGGUGCACCUCGCUGGUGAGAAAGCCAGGAAGGAUUUUUUGGCUGUCGAGGUGCUGGUCAAAGAUUGCGUGCGAGCAGGCAACAAACUGGUCGCUGCCUUCUCCGUGCUCUACCUCUGCUUUGAGUCCAUUUGGUACUUGAAGAAUUACCUCACCAACCUCUGCUUCGACAACGUUUACAUCACCAAGAAGCUGCGGCGUUUGGCUGAGGACAAAGGAGCCUCCCACUUGUUGGUGGGCUCAGCCCCACGCCUCAUCCGCCCCACGGGCCUCCGGCUGUCCCGCGAGGAGCUGAUGCUGUGCCUGGCGCAGGCGCUGCGCCUCUCGGUGGCCCUGCUGCUGGUGCUGGUGAUGGUGGCCUUGGAGCACCUCGUCUUUGGCGUAGCGGAUGUGGCGGUGAGGAGGAUGGCUCAGCUCUCCACAGUGCCCGUCACGCUCAGCAUCAAAUACCAGGCUGGAAUAGACUUCUUGAAAAUCCCAUUUCCCGUGAGGGACAUUAAUAGGAGCUACCACCGCGCCCUGACCUUCAGCUCUGCCAGCUGCAGCAUCAGCCCCCCGGUACCUCCCAACCCCUCCGUGCUGCUGGUUGUGGGGCUGCUCUUCUGCAUUAUCUAUGCCACCAUGUUUCUGGAAACCUACGCACGCCGCCUGUGCAGGAAAAUUGCUGCUUCCUUCUUUGAGAGCCGGGAGGACGAGAGGGCACAUUACCUCUACGGCAAGCUGUCCCGGCAGCACAGGGAAACACAAUGCAGCUGAGAAAUGAAGGGAAUUUUUGGACGUGCAGGGAAUGACAAAGACCUUGUGGCAAUAACUGGGUGUGCAAAGGGAUCACAGAAUUCACUCUCCAGAGUCAGAGAAGUGGUUGGAGUCCGGGAGCAGUAUUUGCCAAAUAAAGAAAAAGGCCAAAGAUGACAUUUUGCAUUAAUCUGAGGAAAACAUGAGCUACGUUCACUUUCUUCUCUUAAUUCAAUCUAGAACUUAUCCAGGAAUGUUGGAAAAAGGAACCCAAAAUAGCUCCUGUGACUGUAAGGGUGUCAGCAGCAUUACGCAAGGCUAAGUGUGCAUGGGAGAUGGGUGGAGGAAGUGCUCCUUCACCUCCCCCGCCACUGCUGGAGGAAGUGCACCCUUCAUCGAUUCAAGUAAUCGUUAAGGUUGGAAAGAAAAGACUUACGAGAUCAUCUCAUCCAACCACUUCCUUUCCCCCUGAAGUGAUCCCUACAGUCAGCAAGCAAAAUCAAUUAUAGAAUCACGGAAUCAUUAAGGCUGGAAAGACCACAAAGAGCAUCCAGUCCAACCAUCAGCCCAUGCCUGUGACUGCUGCACACCACGUCACUCAGUGCCACAUCUACACCUACACUUUUCUUGAAAAUCUCCAGGAGUAUUAAUUAAUUUAAUACUAUUUAGUUGUUAUUUACAGUAUGUAUUAUUUAUGAUAUGAAGUGUUGUUUAACCUGCUGAAAUAAAUUCAAGACCAUAUAGCCAUGAGAAGCACCUCCUGGGCAUGGGAGGGAGUAGGGAUCAGUGCGUGAGGACUUGCUGAAACCUCUUCACCAGGGCUCUCCAGAAUAACAGAUAGAGCAGCUGGAGGACUACAGAAGAGGAGGAGGGCAGCCAAGAUAAGGUCAGCUCAGGCCAAUAUCCAGGAGGAUAUAGAAGUGGUGGAGUGAAACCUGACAUUGGAGCCAGCGCUCUGCAGGGAGCAGAACGGGGCAGGACGUGGAAGGCCGGGCGUUGCUAAAGCAAUAGCUACUUUUAUGUGCUGGGUUGCUUCAAACUCAGAAAUGGUGAUAUUGUAAGUAAUAUGCAAAAAUCCAUCACUGAAGCGUAUCUUUUGAAAGAGGCAGAUCAGAACCUGGAUAAGGACGAGAGCCAGGAGGAGAGGGAGCUAAACCAGUGCCAGCUUCAAAACAAAGCAACUUCACAGCUUCAUUUCUUCAAAGCACGCCUAUUAUUUCCCUCUCUUCUCCCAUUAGAGUCUUCAUUAAGAUAAUUAUUUGGCAUAAUGCACCUCAAAGAGAUUAAAUUACAGAAGUGAAGUGGCAGCUGCAGAUGCACAAAGUUCUAUCAGCUUCUGAGAAGCUUGAAACAAAGUAGAUCUGGAUUAUUUUUUGAGCAUCUAUCUAACAAAACCCCAGUACAUUUAUCUCCCCAGGUUUCUUAAUUCCCUGCAGUUAGGGUGAUUAAUACUAGCACCUUCCUCCCUCUGCAGCAGCUAGGCUGCUUUGCCAUAGAAUUAUAGAGUUGUUGAGGUUGGAAGGACCUCUAAGGUCACCAAGUCCAACCUUAACCCAUCCCACCAUGCCCACUGACCACGUUCUUCAGUGCCACAUCCUCACAACUCUUGAACACCUCCAGGGAUGGUGACCCCACCACCUCCCUGGGCAGCUGUGCCAUGUCAUGUAAAUGCUCUGUGAUCUUCUGUUUGGGGAAAGCAAAAAGAUUCCCAUUUGCCAAUUGAGUAGCCAGAAUUACCUGGAGCCAGGGGUUAAGGAGCUGUGAGGAGAGCAGGGAAACCCUUCAGUCACAAACCAUCCCAGAAGCACAGUGCUUUCCAGUGAACACAUCUAAAACAGCUUUCCUUGGAAGGACUUGUCUGUUUGGCAAGAGAUGUGUAGCAAUCUUUUAAUGCCCUUUAAGAAACUGCUAAAAUGUUGGCUGGUAGCAUUUUGGGAAUCCAGUGUUCAGGGCCUGUCCCACUCAUCAUCCCCUGGAGCCACGAGGAGCUCUGCCGGGGCAUGCAGAAGGUGAUACAGGGAGAUAUGGGGGAUGGGGAGAGGAGGCUGGAAUAGUCAGGGCAGUGUUGGGUCAUCAACGUGGCUUUGCUCAGAGAUGGGUCCCCCAGGCUCAGAGGAUUGGAGCAGAGAAGACCACAGAUCUGGACUAAGAGGACUGAGUCCCACCCCAGGUUCCCACUGCAUCCUUCACACUGGCAGUGCCCCACUCCCAGGGCAUUUGAGCAGCGUGGGAGGAGACCCUGAAACAUCCAUUUUCAACCUGAAAAUUCUUCCUCUUUGCUAGAACAAGCUAACCUCAGUUCAGAGUGGUUCUCUCUUUUCCAUUUUCCUUCAGCUCCUCCUAAAUUUUAACUACUGAUUUUGGAAAGUUUGUACCUUUAAACACCAAAGUUCAGUAUCAAAGAAGCCUUGAUUAGGGUAAUUGCAAUCAGCUUGAAAGGAUAAUGAUCAGUGUCAGGUACUGCCAUUCUGCCUAUGCCUCCAGCACCACAGCUGUCAUAAACCUGUGCCUGAAGCAGUGUGCUGCCACUGCCAUUUUGCAGGUGGGUCUUCGGGGAUUAAAAAGAGAUUUGUAUGAAUUUUUUGCACACAUUACACCAAUUUCCGUGGUUUCAGUGAUGAAAGCAAGGGAAGAGUUUGGGCUUUGGAGAAACAUUGGAGAGUAGGUGAUCAGUGAGUCCUGUCAUGGCAGUGCUGGGGCUGGUUCAUUAGGGAGGAAACAAUAAAUGUGACAUGUUACACCAUGAGAGCCAUGAAUUGUCAUCACAUUGGUGUCAGAAGGGUUUUUAUUGAAUGUAGGAAGGAAAGUCAUUAUGAUACCUGUUAUCUAUCACUGACUGCUGCAGGUGGAGGGGAGCCUUAACUACCUUGAGGAAGGGUCAGGCAUUUUCAACUCCCCCAUCACUCGUUAAUGCCAACACCAGCCCAUAUACUUGCUGAUGCCACAGUAGGACAUGUUCACCUGUUUCCUCCCUUGCAAUUGGAGAGGCUUGGAAUUUCUUUCUAACCUAAAUAAAGGCCCAUGGAUUGCUCUUUACCAGCUCAGUUGCACCAGGGGGUUGGGAGGUCCUCGGGCAUGGGAUAGGCUGUGCCCUGAAGCCCCUGGUUACCCUUGGGUUUUGUGGUGAAUUUUUGUGGAUUUUUCAUCCCGUACAGGUGGAAGUAUAAGCAAAAUACAUGCUAUGUUCCUGCUUAUUGCUGGCUGCCCAGGGGGAUGAAUGGCCCUCAUACACUGAGGAGCAAAUGUAAACUGUUCAGCCGAGGAAGUGCACUGGGAAAGAUUUCACUCAGAGCCACAGACCUACAUCCAGCAGAGCAGAGAAGCUCUGUUUUUAUUGCUGUUAUCCCAUCUACAGCAUUUGCGCAGUAAAUGAAAUGAAGAAGUAAUGGUUAUAUAACCCCAAGAUUUAGAAAAGGGAAUAUGAAUAAACAUAAAGGCAAAUGAAAGCUAUUCCACUGCACGGCGUAUGGCUUGCUGUGCCACACCGAGCCCAAGUAGCAGGGGCAGAACUGUCCCCAGUGUCAUGACAGCUGCUCAAAGCAUGGCGUGAGCACUCCAAGCCAUACAGGUAGGUAGGAUUCCUCCUCCUCUCCUUCUCUCCCUGCACUGUCCUGGGAAAGCCUGGACCCAGGGACCAGCCCGGUGUUCUGGCUCUGCUCCCUCUCCUACUCUGCGCACAGCGGUCCUUGACUACCAGGACCAGCAACCAAUGACCAAGGACUGCAGCUGUUGCUCCUGCAGUGACCCCAGCUGCUGACUGUGAAUAACAGUCAGAUGUGCUGUGAAUUGGGAACUUUCAGAAAACCAUUCUUUUGGGCAAGAGCCUUUAGAGAUCUUCCCCCUUACCCCGCUCCCUCCCUCCCACCCCCCUAAGGAGGAACCAAAAUGCACUGAAAUGAGCUGAAGACACGAGACAGCUGCAGGGAUUCCACAAGCGGUUCGCAGUGCACCACAGUUUUCCCCAUUUUGGUUCUUUUGAACUGAAGAUUGUGUGACGUUUCACUCUGACUCAAUGCUUCACAUUUCACAACUGUGAAUUUCCAUAACAAGUGCCUCAUAACAAGCCUUCAGCCCACAGGAGCAGAAGGAAAGGAGGAAGAAGCAGUGGCAGUCCCUACAGAUGAGUGCUCACAGCCAGGGUGGCCCAGGGGUUGCCCAUGCUCUUUGUAGGUUUCUUUGUAGGUAGUCAGCAGAGGAAAUGAAGUCAUUGCCAGAGAUGAUUUCAGUGUGCAAAUGGAGAGUGGAAAAAGUAUCACCUUUGCAUAUGUUUUCUAGCUGUAAGGCUGCUCCAAUCUUCAAUUACUCCUCCCAGUUGGAACAGGUAGCAAGAUGUACUUCUGUGUCCACAGAAGCCCUACAGUCCUGCAAAUGGGUCUGGGAGUAAAACUAACUUCCCUGUUGUCAUGGAGGGAAACACUGCUGCCAUGUGACCGCAAUGCCACAGAGCUGGGGUCAGUGUUGUGCUGAGUGACACUGCUGCAAUGGGUUGGGUUUGGGGCCAUGGGUUGGCUUUCUGGCCAUGGGUUGGGUUUGGGGCCAUGGGUUGGGUUUGGGGCCAUGGGUUGAGUUUCCGGCCAUGGGUUGGUUUGGGGCCAUGGGUUGGGUUUGGGGCCAUGGGUUGAGUUUCCGGCCAUGGGUUGGGUUUGGGGCCAUGGGUUGGGCUUGAAGACCUCUGCAGCCUAAAAUUUCAUAAUCCAGCCCCAAGACCUCCCAUUUGUGACCUUUUUGUUUUGCAUCUUCUCUACUUCCACCGGCGCUGGUGCUGGCUCAGCCUCGGUGGCCCAGCUGUAACAGCAGAAGUUUUAUGGGUGUGAUUUAUACACAUUGUGAAGUACCAGAGAAUGGAGAGGUGUUUUUGACAAAGGUGGCUGAGA